AUGGCUGAACGAAUCCUUAUGAAUGAACUCAAUGCCCUUCAAAAGGAGAAAUGGGUCCACGCUGAAUUACGUGAUGACAAUAUCUUUAUAUGGGAUCUUGCCCUGAUUGUCGUCAACCCAGACUCCCUAUAUUAUGGCGGUUACUUCAAGGGCACCAUGAAGUUCCCCGCCAACUACCCCUAUGCCCCGCCCAAGUUCCGCUUCGACAAAUCCAUCCUCCACCCAAAUAUUUACCCCGAUGGCAGAUUAUGCAUAUCCAUCCUCCACCCCCCGGGCCAUGACGAAAUGUCCGGGGAGCUCGCCUCCGAGCGCUGGACCCCUGCCCAACGCGUCGAAUCCGUUCUGAUCUCCAUCUUGUCCCUCCUCGAUGAUCCAGAGUGUUCGUCCCCCGCCAACGUCGACGCUGCUGUCCUCCUGCGCGAUGACCCCGAGGCCUAUCGCCAGCGCGUCUAUGCCGACGUGGAGACCUCUCAAAGCGACAUCCCCGAGGGUUUCGAGAUGCCUACCCACGAGACCACCGCUCCCCAACCAGUGGAGAAAGAAGACCACGACUUCUGGGCCGAUAGCGAUGCCGACAGCGACGUCUUCGGUGGCAGCGACUCAGACGAUGAUCUCGCCACGAUCGAAUCCAGCAGUGAUGCGGAAAUGGAGGAUUCCGCCGACGAAUCGACCCCUGAGGAAUCUGCUGUGGAUGAGCAGACACCACGGAAGCGGGAGGUCAAAUCCCCCGGGCCUACCCUGUCUGGAAUAUCAAGCGUGACCCCAUCGCAGAGAUAG
This is a messenger RNA of Penicillium olsonii, 777 nucleotides long. The record is from the annotation of a GenBank genome assembly. NCBI's taxonomy places the organism in Eukaryota, Fungi, Ascomycota, Eurotiomycetes, Eurotiales, Aspergillaceae.